Messenger RNA from Laetiporus sulphureus 93-53, 1674 nucleotides. RefSeq lists its product as uncharacterized. The coding region runs from base 282 to 1373 and encodes 363 amino acids. NCBI's taxonomy places the organism in Eukaryota, Fungi, Basidiomycota, Agaricomycetes, Polyporales, Laetiporaceae. The record is from RefSeq and is a predicted model, not a curated record. The transcript is spliced from 5 exons. Gene Ontology annotation, cellular component: nucleus.
CCGACGUCGAGCUGACAUUCCUCGAGGUUCAACGUCCUCUUACCGUCAUCUCGCGUUGAUGCGAUUCUCGAACGGGAUCGGUGAGUAUAUGCGCCAUGUCCGUUGUGAGCAAUGUUCUACAGGUUCAGCCGACGUGUGGCGGUUGGCAAUCGGCCGCCACUCCUGUUUCUCAGGCUCCAGUUGGGCAUCAUGUUUCCUUAUCAUCUAGCAAUGAUGUACUGUCCUCGAGCAGCGAUGCAACGCUGCAGAGGAUUUAUGAAGCCGCUAAUGAGGACGUUGAGAUGGAGGAUGCGUUUCUCAUACAAAGGCUGUUCUUGGUACUCGAUACAAAUGUGCUGAUCGACUACAUCGACAUCGUGCGGCGCUUCGAUGAGGACGUCGAGGCCCUCCAGCUGCCGCUGACGAUCAUCAUUCCCAGCGUGAUGCUCUCCGAACUGGACGGUCUGAAGAAGCGCACUUCGGUGGGCUGGUUCGCGAGUCGUGCAUCGGCGUGGAUCCUUAACCGGAUGAAGGAGCGCAAGACGGUCAAGGUGCAGGCGCGCAAGGAGACGAUGCACACUGAGAUCGGCCCUGAGGAUGAGCAUCGCCGGAACGACAUGCUCAUCCGCGACUGCUGUUUGUAUUUCCAGACCAAGGGACACGUUGUGCUCCUCAGCGGCGACGUCAAUCUGUGCAAUUCCUGUGAAGCAUGGGACAUCCAGAAUAUCUGCAUCACAACUGAGCUCAAGCAGAAAUGGACGAGCCAUGACCUCGCGCAGAGGCUCCUUGGUGGAUAUGGAAUCGAUACUUCCAGAUUCCGAGGAAUCAACCAUAACGCAAGCUACCGUCCCUCGGCCAAGUCUAUGAAGCAGCGAAUCACGGUCACGCAGACGAUGGAGGUAGACGACGACAGCAUGGACAUAGACGACGCGCCCGUCACGGACGAUCCGGAGGAAUACAUUCCCAGUCACGCACUGGACGCUCUCCACCAGCAGGUCAUCGACCAUUUCACGCUCGUGCUGAAGGACUUGGCGCUUCGCGUUCGCACAGGCGCGGGGGACGUAUCGUCGCCAACCGUAUCGAAGCACGCGCCUGGGCAUCGGCGGAAGGAGUUCGGGGACUGGUCCGUGGGCGACUGCCUGGAGUACUUGGAUAACAAGAAGCCGCUGCGGGUCACUCAGCCAACAUUGUAUGUUUUUCUGCUCCGACGGAAUGAAGACAAAGGCUGGCGAAGGGGACAGGACUGGUCGCGCCAGGACUGGGAGAACGCGAUGGGCGCCUUAAAGGACAUCAGCAUAAAGUUCGAGGAUGGAGCGCUGCUAGGCUCACUCGACUAUCUCAAGGCAGAAACAGACCGAGUGUUCAGUACGCCGCUGCGACCCACGGGCGCCUGAAAUCACCCCUUUGACAGGCAGACUAAUGGAGCGCCUUUACAAGUAAGGAAGGCAAACGCAGGCAAGGCCAAGGGCGCUGCUGCGGACUGCACGUGCACUCUGUGGCGGAAGGGAUAGAACGGGAUUGGGAUGACGUGCGGGCGUGGGUUGAGGGGCCUCGGUGUGCUGCGCGGUGUUCACAGGACAUGGUUGGGCCGCGACGAGGUGGUGAAGCAUGUACUGUUAGUGAUCUGAAUACAUAUCCGAGGAGCAGGGCGGGCGGCUACCUGCGGCUGCGCACUGCGCAGGAUCUUGAAUGCUA